Molecule: messenger RNA, 1191 nt
Organism: Cladophialophora yegresii CBS 114405
Lineage: Eukaryota; Fungi; Ascomycota; Eurotiomycetes; Chaetothyriales; Herpotrichiellaceae
Exons: 1
Coding region: 1-1191 (396 amino acids)
Source: RefSeq, a predicted model, not a curated record
AUGAGUAGGGGCUCUAAGAGACAGAGGAGACGGUCUGCUGCGCCCAUUACAAGCAGUCCGCUCAAAACGAAGGCACCCCCAGCCGCCGUAUCCGACAAUGUGGAAGCAAUGGGCGAAGAGUCUACUCAUGAUGAUGGUCAGGAAGCGCCAGAGAGCGAGCCUGUUGAGGCACAACAAGAGAACGCGGGAGAGACAACAGCGUCGGAUGAGCAACAGUCAACAUUCCAUUCGCUGCAGGAGCAAUUGGAGCAUCUCAGGCAAGAUUGUCAGCACCUUCAGAAGGCUAUUGAUGACGAUGACGAUUUGAGGGAGGAAAGCUUAGCUAUCCUUCGACAGUCUCUCCUGCAGAACGAUCCCCUUCGGCUAUCAAAGUCUCAUAAUGACGGAGACAACAUCUCUGCAUACUUGACAUUGUUCGCGCCGGCCAACUUACAACUUACAAGUCAUACUGAGACGAAACUCAUAAAGGAUCGAACAAAGAUCGUCCACCGUCUGAAGGUGGAAGCACCGUCUCCAUGGCUCCCAAAUGCUCUCUUUUGCGUCUUUGAAGUGGCCAUCGAUGCUGAGAACGCCCAGAUUGAACAUGUGGCCCUGAACGAAGUGAUGUUGGCCGUUACCCGCCGCACCAAGUCGAACAAGGCCGAAAUCUACAGAUGGGUUAAUGACCGCUUAGAGCACCCUCUGCAUCGGCUUGACGUUAGCGGCAUGGUCUGGGGCAUGGGACGGUGGUUCAAUGCUGCGGUCGAACGGGCUAAAGUAUUCCGAUGGAUUGACCUGAAAUACAAGAGAUUCCAACUCGAUGCUGCCGGCCAAAUAGACGGAAAAGACGAAGGGUUGACUCGAGACACAUGCAUCGAAUUAGCACGAUAUCUGGACAGCACUCAAAACUCUGCCGUUGAUGCCGACGUGAUAGAGACCUCUGGCGGCAAGAAGUACCGGAAGAAACUCAUGCUAACUUGGGAAAUCGACCUAGACUGGGCUGGCGGUCUCACCUCGAACAUUCAGAUCUCCGCCAGUGGCAUCCCUCUGAAAGCAGAGCCUGGGUUGAAGACCAUCUUCUGCAGCCUCGUCCCGAGGGUGGGCGUGAAAGGUGCGUUCGAGAACGUCUGGAGCAUGAUCCAUAGUGAGGCCGAGGAGUACAAGUCCGACAGUGCCAAGGGAAAAUUCAAGAAGCGGCGGAAAGACGAUUGA